CGGUGCGUCUUAAUAAGGGGAAGGGUGGGAUCGAAUCAGCCCGGAUCGCAGCCGGCAUCUGCGUCGCCACACCGCCGGUUACCUCAUCUGGCUCCCGGCCGAACUCGGCACUCGGAUAAGCCCCAUAGAGAGAGGAAGACGUGAGCCAGAGGAGGAGCGGUGUGAGGCGGAGAAGAAAGGCGCCACCUUUGAGGACGAAGCAUGGAGAGGACGGCGUUGCCAUGACUUGGAAAUCGACAGCACGAACUGGCUCGCUUCUUUUGUAGACAGCUGUGGGUUAUCGUAGUGCUUGUUUUGGUGGUUGUAGUGUAAGCAGGAGUGGGGAGGGCGGGCAGCGUCGGAGUUGCGUAGGAUGGAUUCCGGCGACGAACAGGACGUUCCGAACUCACAGAGUAGGAAGAAGCGGUACCACCGGCACAACCCGCGGCAGAUUCAGGAACUCGAAUCGUUGUUCAAGGUUUGUCUGCACCCGGACGAGAAGCAGAGGCUGCAGCUGAGCCGGGAUCUGGGGCUGGAGCCGCGGCAGAUCAAGUUCUGGUUUCAGAACCGAAGGACGCAGAUGAAGGGGCAACAAGAGAGGGCGGACAACUGCUUGCUCCGUGCCGAGAACGACAAGAUCCGGUGCGAGAACAUUGCCAUGAGGGAGGCACUCAAGAACGUCAUUUGCCCCUCCUGUGGCGGUCCUCCGCCCGAUGACGACUCCUAUUUUGACGAGCAGAAACUGCGGAUGGACAAUACAAGGCUGAAAGAGGAGCUUGACCGUGUUUCAAAUCUUGCAUCAAAGUACCUUGGAAGGCCUCUCACCCAGCUUCCCCCAGUUCAGCCAGUAUCCUUAUCAUCAUUAGACUUAUCAGCUGGGGGUUAUGGUGAUGCAGGGAUAAGCCCUUCCCUUGAUCUUGAUCUCCUGUGCCGGAGUUCCUCUUCAGCUUUUCCAUUUCAAUGUCCCUCAACAGUUUCUGAUCUUGAGAAACCUCUUAUGGUGGAGAUGGCUACCGGUGCAAUGGAGGAGGUAAUCAGGCUAGUGCAGACUGAUGAGCCUCUUUGGGUGAAGUCAAGUGAUGGGAGGGACAUACUUCAACUUGAAACCUACGACAGCAUGUUCCAAAGGCUAGGUAGGCAGCUCAAGUUCCCAGGUACUCGAAUUGAGGCAUCAAGGGAUUCAGCUCUUGUCAUCAUGGGUGCUAUGACAUUGAUCGAUAUGUUCAUGGAUGCGAGCAAGUGGGCAGAGUUGUUUCCCACAAUUGUUUCUAAGGCAAGGACCAUUGAAGUUCUUGCUGCUGGAAUGGCUGGAAGUAGAAGUGGGUCUUUGUUAUUGAUGUAUGAAGAGAUACAGGUUCUUUCACCAGUUGUUCCUAUGCGUGAGUUCUGCUUUCUGCGGUACUGCCAGCAAAUUGAGCCAGGCGUGUGGGUAGUAGCUGAUGUUUCGGUGGACUAUCCUAGAGACAAUCGGCUUGCUCUUUCUUCGCGAUCAAGGAGGCUUCCUUCUGGAUACUUGAUUGAGGAAAUGCCCAAUGGCUAUACUAAGUUAACUUGGGUUGAGCACAUGGAAAUCGAGGACAAGAAUCCGAUCCAUAUACUUUUCAGGGAUUUAAUAAACAGUGGAAUGCUGUUUGGGGCACAGCGCUGGCUUGCCGCCCUACAGAGAAUGUGCGAGAGGUUUGCUUGUUUGAAUGUCGCUGGACUUCCAGCUAGAGACAUCGGAGUGGCUCCGUCGCCUGAUGGCAAGAGGAGCAUGAUGAAGCUUGCACAGAGAAUGCUGAGCAGUUUCUGUGCCAAUGUUGGUGCAUCAAAUGGGCACCAAUGGAACACCAUCUCUGGGUUAAAUGAUGUCGGAGUCAGGGUUACAAUUCACAAAACCACAGAUGCUGGCCGGCCUGAUGGCAUCGUCCUCAAUGCAGCAACCUCAAUGUGGCUGCCGAUAUCAUCUGAGAAGGUCUUCGGUUUCUUCAAGGAUGAACGAACACGAUCUCAGUGGGAUGUUCUCUCAAACGGCAACACUCUACAAGAGGUGGCUCACAUCACAAAUGGUUCACAUCCGGGGAACUGUAUUUCUCUUCUUCGUGGACUCAAUUCGGGCCAGAACACUAUGUUGAUACUCCAAGAAUGCUGCACCGAUGCAUAUGGCUCUGUCAUUGUUUAUUCUCCUGUCGACCUACCCGCCAUCAACAUUGUCAUGAGCGGCGAGGACCCGUCCUACAUUCCCAUUUUGCCUUCAGGUUUCACCAUUUUGCCAGACGGGCGAGCUGCUGCGGGGGCUUCAUCCAGCUCAAACCCAAUGGUAGGCUCAUCUGGCUCGUUGCUGACCGUCGCGUUUCAAAUUCUCAUGAGCGGCUUGCCAUCUGCAAAACUCAACUUGGAGUCGGUGAUGACGGUCAACAACUUGAUUGGCACCACGGUUCAGCAAAUAAAGUCUGCCUUGAACUGUCCUGACAUCUGAUGCAAUGAGGAGAAUUAAAAGCCAUUUUCUUCUAUUGCCACCACCUUUUCCUUGCUGCUUCAGAUCUGAUGGGUUCUCGAGGCAUUCAAGAUGGGAUUAAUGUGGUGUUCUUUUGUUGGUUGGUUACCCUUGAUUGCUUUCAUGGUGGGCUUGAGUUGAAACUUCAAGAUGACUCUGCUGCUGCUGCUGAUGCCGGUCUAUGGAGGAUCCCAUUUUUUGGCAGAAACCAGUGAGUUUUUACAUUUACGAGCUCUCAGUAAAGUCGAGAACAAGCCAUAUCUGCCUCUCCUUUUUGCUUGCUUCGAUCAAAUUCUUUCGUUUCUUAAUGCAUCGAGUGGUUAUGGUUUGGCUAUUGACUUCUAUCAACAACACACUAUUUGACGAGCAUUUGUUUUGAAGACGGUCUUGUUGGAUUGUGGUUCGAUGCAUCUGUGAUGACUUUGGCAACAAGUAGUGAGGAGCAGUGAGUUGGGUUAAACUCUUGAAUGACAGAGUGCUCCCUUGUGACGAAUUGACACGAAGCUUGAUGUAAGGCGUCUCCUUUGAUGCUGCAUUAGUUCUUGUUAGAAUCAUUGUAAAAGGUUGUUCUAGAGUUGAUUGCUUGGUAACCUGGUUUCUGUUUCCUGAGACAGCUAUUGUUGGUAUAACUUGCGGUGUCUUAAUCUUCUGAGUAGAGCAGUACAGCAUUCAAGCUGUUCCAUUAGCACAUUACAUGAUAUUAAUAGUUGUUGUAAUCUGUCUGACAGUGACCAUUACUAAAGUUCUUGGUUGAAUCCUUUGUGCUUGA
Musa acuminata subsp. malaccensis (wild Malaysian banana) is the source of this 3224-nucleotide messenger RNA. Its product is annotated as homeobox-leucine zipper protein ROC8-like. Gene Ontology annotation, biological process: regulation of DNA-templated transcription. Gene Ontology annotation, molecular function: DNA binding; DNA-binding transcription factor activity, RNA polymerase II-specific; lipid binding. NCBI's taxonomy places the organism in Eukaryota, Viridiplantae, Streptophyta, Magnoliopsida, Zingiberales, Musaceae. The record is from RefSeq and is a predicted model, not a curated record.